AUGAUCAUCGAGCCCACGAGCGCCCGGCUGCUGCCCGACCCCCUGCGCGAGCCCUAUUACCAGCCGCCCUACACGCUGGUCAUCGAGCUCACGGGCGUCCUGCUGCACCCCGAGUGGUCGCUCGUCACCGGCUGGCGCUUCAAGAAGCGCCCGGGCAUCGAGAGCCUCUUCCAGCAACUGGCGCCGCUCUACGAGAUCGUCAUCUUCACCUCCGAGACGGGCAUGCCCGCCUUCCCGCUCAUCGACAGCAUCGACCCCCACGGCUUCGUGUCCUACCGCCUGUUCCGUGACGCCACCCGCUACAUGGACGGCCACCACGUGAAGGACAUGUCCUGCCUUGGGAGGGGACAGUGA
Molecule: messenger RNA, 354 nt
Organism: Tinamus guttatus (white-throated tinamou)
Lineage: Eukaryota; Metazoa; Chordata; Aves; Tinamiformes; Tinamidae
Source: RefSeq, a predicted model, not a curated record